Messenger RNA from Spinacia oleracea (spinach), 1621 nucleotides. Its product is annotated as heterogeneous nuclear ribonucleoprotein 1. Gene Ontology annotation, cellular component: nucleoplasm; chromatin. Gene Ontology annotation, molecular function: RNA binding. The coding region runs from base 162 to 1319 and encodes 385 amino acids. The transcript is spliced from 6 exons. Gene Ontology annotation, biological process: regulation of gene expression. The record is from RefSeq and is a predicted model, not a curated record. NCBI's taxonomy places the organism in Eukaryota, Viridiplantae, Streptophyta, Magnoliopsida, Caryophyllales, Amaranthaceae.
UUGAUCACUUGAUCAGACAUCAGAGUAUCAGACCCCGUCUAUCACCUUCUCUGCGGUCACUCAACCAACCGGAUCUAGGGUUUUAGCCUCUCUCUCUCCUCUCCUCUCCUCUUUUCUUUUCUCCAAAAUCCCCUAAUUUUAUCUCUCCUCUAUUCUAAGCUAUGGAGUCCAGAGCACCCGACACCAACUACGAGGCGGAGGUUAACGAAGAUAUUCACGAUAAUCCUUCUUCCCAUCACAACGAAGAAGAUGACGAUAGGUCUCAGCCUCUUACUGGCGAUGGCGCCAGUCCUGGAAAGAUAUUCAUAGGAGGUUUAGCUAGAGAAACAACUGCUGCGCAAUUUGUCAAGCAUUUUGGCAAGUAUGGAGAAAUCACGGAUUCUGUAAUUAUGAAGGAUCGAAGGACUGGUCAACCACGUGGAUUUGGAUUCAUCACUUAUGCAGAUCCUGUUGUAGUGGAUCAAGUAAUUCAGGAAACUCACGUUCUAAAUGGGAAACAAGUUGAAAUCAAGCGAACAAUACCGAAGGGUGCAAUUGGCUCCAAGGAUUUCAAAACAAAAAAGAUAUUUGUUGGUGGAAUUCCUACAUCAGUUAAUGAAGAUGAGUUCAACGAUUUCUUUUCCACGUUUGGUGUGGUAAAAGAGCAUCAAAUAAUGAGGGACCAUGCUUCUAAUCGUUCUCGAGGCUUUGGAUUUGUUACUUUUGAUUCAGAAGAAGCUGUUGAUGAACUUUUGUCAAAAGGAAACAGGAUAGAUUUUGCUGGAACUAAGGUGGAGGUAAAGAAGGCAGAGCCGAAGAAGCCAAAUGCUCCCCCACCUUCUUCCAAACGUUACAGUGAUUCAAGACCUUCCUAUGGUGGGGGAUUUGGCAGUGAUUCAUAUGGUGGUGAGUAUGGAGGAGGUGGAUAUGGUCCUGCUUCCUAUCGAGCUGGCAGUGCUUAUGGGGCACGAGCUGGCGGAUAUGGUGGGUAUGGUGGAAGUGAAUUUAGCAGUUAUGGAGGAUAUGUUGCAGGUGCCAUGGGUGCUGCUUAUAGGGGUGACAUCUCUUAUGGAUAUUCUGGCCGUUAUGGUGGUGGAUACAGUAGAGGUUAUGACAUGGGUGGUAGUGGCUAUGGUGGUCCUGGUGAAGGUUAUGGGGCUUAUGGAGGGGCUGCAGCUGGAAGCGGAUACGGGGGAGGUUACGAUUCUGCAAUCGGAGGUAGCUAUGGAGGCAGUACUGGAGGUUCUUCUUUAUAUGGCAGCGGCAGUAGCAGUAGCAGUAGAGGAGGUUUUGGUGGUGCAGCAGCAGCAAACAGCCGCUAUCAUCCAUAUUCUAGGUAGCAGGAUGGAAGAAACAGUCCAAUGGAAGAAAGGACCCCUUUUGCUUCUGCUAAGUUUGACGUAUUCUGUUUACUUGUCGUUUUUACUUUUUGUUUUGGCAUUUAAUGAUCUAGGAAACCUGAGCUCUUUUGUACUGAUGGAGGCCAUUUUUUCAUUGUACCGAUCAAUUGAAAAAUGUAUUGUUAAUUCCAUUCAGGGAGACUAUAACCUGCGUGAUUUUGUUUGCUAAUUUACUAGAUACAAAGGAAAUCAAGCAAUGAACCAGUUAAGGAAAUAAAGUCUGCAACUUUAUUUGGGUGACA